Messenger RNA from Lachancea sp. 'fantastica', 11184 nucleotides. The record is from the annotation of a GenBank genome assembly. Lineage: Eukaryota; Fungi; Ascomycota; Saccharomycetes; Saccharomycetales; Saccharomycetaceae.
AUGUCACACUUGGAACGCUUUGAUGGGUUGGCUUUGAAACUGAAAAGUGAAGACGGUAGUGCUGUGCAUCUGGCUGCUAUUUCAGAAUUAUGCGAUAUUAUCGAUCCCAUAGGCUCGUCAGCGGAAUAUGAACAAUUUUUAAAAGCAGUGAUGGGCGUACUCUUGGAGCGGUUGCAGCAAACGCCGAUCUCAUUAGAUAGCACUUCUGCGCAGCACAAACUCAGGAACUCGAUUCUAGAGGUUAUAAGUCGAUGUAACAUGAACGAAACAUUCGAACCGUAUGCGUUAGGUAAUCUAGAUACCAUGCUGGCCAUCUUGCAAGAAGACAACGAGGAAAACGGCGUUCUUGCAAUGAAAAUUAUAACAAGCUUUUUCAAAGCGUACAAAUCGGUGCUUCAGGAUCGGGUCACAAGUUUCAUCGACGUCAUCAUGAACAUUUACAAACACAUGCCUGAGCUCGUUAGGCAAACCUUCAAUAGUGAUGAUGUGAGCCAAGAAUUAGGAUCUCCCAUGGAGUCCGCUCCGGGCAACUCGGAUACCAGAGGUUCCGACGCGGCUGAAGAAGAUGGUCAAUCCUUACAAAGCGUGGCAUCUUCGAGACUUUUGAAGCAGUCGAUGUUCUCCUUUAAGGUCCUGUCAGAAUGUCCCAUCACCAUGGUGACACUGUACUCCUCAUACAAGCAAUUAACAACUACAUCACUUCCUGAUUUCAUGCCUUUAGUAAUAGAUUUGCUAACCAUGGAGGCCAACGCUCAAAAAAAAACACGGGAAGAAGCCGAGUCGCGCGGCGAGAGAUGGAUAAGUGUCAGCCCAGACAUAAGAAAUAGGUCUGCUUACUGUGAUCUCAUUCUUUCACAAAUCAAGGCAACGUCUUUUCUGGCAUACGUAUUCAUCCGAGGGUACGCCGCAGAGUACUUACAAAAGUAUGUGGGUUUCGUUCCGGAUCUCAUAUUGAGGUUGUUACAGGAUUGUCCAGCAGAACUUUCUGCCGCCAGAAAAGAGUUAUUACACGCAACAAGGCACAUUUUGUCCACCAAUUAUAAAAAGCUGUUUUUGCCCAAAAUCAACCUUCUGUUUGACGAAGAAGUCUUGAUAGGAAAUGGAUUUACGUCACACGAAACUCUCCGCCCUUUAGCCUAUAGCACUGUUGCAGAUUUUGUGCAUAAUGUGAGGGGCGACCUUCAAUUGGACGAUAUCGAGAGAACGAUAAAAAUGUAUACGAGUUUCCUUUUGGACGAAAGCUUGGCAUUGACCGUUCAAAUCAUGAGUGCAAAACUGCUGCUGAACCUGGUGGAAAGAAUUCUCAAGCUGGGGAAAGACAAUCCCAAUGACUCUGUGCGAUCCAAAAAACUCUUGAUUGUGAUAAUAGAUGCCUACACCGCGCGGUUCAGGAACUUGAACCGCCAAUAUGACAACUUAAUGAAGCACCACGAAGAAUAUGAGAAACAGAAACUCGUUAAGGCGGAGACUUUUAGAGGAGAGAUCGAAAAAAAUAAUAAGGAAACCGAAGAUUUUAUCAGCAACAUGCUGAAAAUAAAAGAGCCUUCGAAGGCAAAUAAAGACCAUGAGGGGGACAUUAAAAUGGAAGACACUCCGACAGACAAAUCCCCAUUGAUUCCAGAAGCAGAUAAUGGUGGCGUACUUCAGGUCUCUGAAAAAAAGGCCGUCGAUGUUUUUGACAUCAAAUAUAAUAGUCCCAUCUUGCUUUCACCGCCACCCAGUGGAGAUCCCUUGAAGGAUGCCUUUUAUCUUUACCGGACUUUGAUGUCGUUUUUGAAAACAAUCAUACAUGAUUUAAAGGUUUUCAAUCCACCUUCGACUGAAUAUACAACAAUUAAUCCGAAAGUUUGGACCUCGCUCUCCAGGGUUUUUUCUCACGAAGAGGUUAUCGUGUUUAAAAACUUGUUCCAUGAGUGCAUAUUGGGAUUGCAGUUCUUCUCCAGUCCCGAGCGCAAAGCUGCCGGCACAGAGAAAAAGCAUUUUGACAUUGCAGCUCCGAGCCUUCCUGUGUCAGCUACGAAAGAUGGAAGGGAGCUUAUGGAUUAUUUUGCAAUAAUGUUCAUGCAAAUUGAUAGCCCGACUUUCAAUGAUAUCGUGGAAUCCAAGAUCGAUUUUCUGUACGAAGCGAUGCUGCGGGACUCGGCUCUUCUUCAUGUUGCCCAGUCAUUUUUAACAAGUGAGAUAACGUCUCCGAAGUUCACGGGGAUACUACUGCGAUUUCUCAAACAUAAGCUUCAGUCACUGGGAAACGUUGACGGCAACAAGUCUAAUAUUUUGAUCCGAUUAUUCAAGCUUUCUUUCAUGUCGGUGAAUCUCUUUCCAAUAACUAACGAGGUUGUAUUGUUACCUCAUUUGAACAAUUUGAUACUAGAUUCCCUGAAUUAUUCGACCACAGCCGAGGAACCUUUAGUUUACCUCUAUUUGAUUAGAACCCUCUUCAGAAGCAUAGGUGGUGGACGGUUUGAAAAUCUAUAUCGGUCGAUAAAGCCUAUCCUGCAGGUCCUACUACAAUCUCUGAACAGAAUGAUUUUAACUGCGCGGCGGCCGCAUGAGAGAGAUCUUUACGUCGAACUAUGCCUCACUGUACCUGUUCGUCUAAGUGUGCUUGCACCGUACCUGACAUAUCUAAUGAAACCUCUGGUUUACGCGCUGCAGGGUUUCCCCGAACUUGUGACGCAAGGCUUGAGAACUUUGGAGCUCUGCAUAGAUAACUUGACAGCAGAGUAUUUCGAUCCCAUAAUCGAGCCUGUGGUGGAGGAUGUUAUUCGCUCCUUGUUCAAGCUUCUGAAGCCACAGCCCUUUAAUCAUCAAAUCAGUCACACAGCUGUAAGGAUACUCGGGAAAUUAGGUGGCAGGAACAGACGGUUCCUCAAACAACAUACUGAUCUUAGAAUCGCUGGCGAGUUAGACACACCUGUCAAUGCACUUUUCAAAAUUCAUGGAAUGAACGAAGAAGUCCCAUUGUCGAUCACACCAGGAGUCCGUUCCGCUCUUAAUAUUCUCGAUGACUACCGUUCGGACAUUUUUUACAAGAAAAGUGCCUUCAAUUACUUGAAAUCGAUCCUACAGCUUUUCCUCAAGUCCUCCUUGGUAUUCCCCGAUGAUUACGAAAAGUGGGUCAGAAGUGCAUUAAAGCUUCUGUCGGCAGAUGGCGUGGGCCCUGUUGAAUCAAACGACAUAGACGAGGGGAAAGUUAAAGACAGGCGCUUGUUGGAAAGUCAAGAGCUGCUUUUGAUGAAACUCUUAGAGUCGCUCAUCUUUUCCACAUCGAUCGCCGAGCUUAAAGAGGACGCCAGCAAUCUACUCAACAAUGUAAUUCGCCAUUUUUGCUUUUUGCAGUUGAAUAACUCGGUUAAAGCCAAACGUUGCGAAAACACAACUUUUGAUGUAAACGUGAAGCUUUUCGAUGUCACUAUUGAUGUAAACAUCAUGCUUGAUGCAAUACUGACCGGAUUAGGCUCCUACUUGGAAGAGGCUCGGGAAACCGCUAUAUCAGCUGUUAAGAUGAUUUUCAACACAAGCAGUACGAUUUACGGCUCGGAGCUAGCCUUAAAAUACUCGUUCAUUCCGGUCUUGACAAAAAAGUUGAUCCAUAAAUGCUAUGAUGAGGCAUACUUCGAAAAAAGCAGCGGGGUGUGGGGUAUGAAAACACUGAUAGAGGAGCAAAGCAUACCUGUCGAAUACUUGAAAAGGUAUCAAUUUCACAUGAUUGCUAGUCUUUUAUUUGUUCUGAUAGAUACGCCUAUGGAAGCCCCGGGGAUCAUACGUGAGAGAGCCGCUAGUAUGAUAAUGGAAAUCUUGUCGAGAACGUGCCAAAAUAUCAGUGAAGAUGAUUUGAAAGAUAAAGACUUGCAGAAUACUCUGAUCGAUAUUGUAUGCGAGCUGAGUAAUCCUAAGGAGAUCGUCAGAGACACUUGUCAAAAAGCUCUCUCUACCAUAUCUGAUGUUUCGGGCCUUUCGAUCGUAAAGUUGAUGGAGCACUCAAAAAACUUCUUGCUUUCUCCUAUUUUUGCAAAACCGCUUAGAGCUCUACCAUUCCCCAUGCAGAUUGGCAAUGUUGAUGCUAUAAUCUACUGUUUACAACUUCCCAAUACAUUUUUGGAGUUCAAUGAAGAGCUUUAUAGGCUUCUUCAUGAAGCAAUAGCUUUGGUAGAUGCGGAAGAUGAGUCUCUUGCUAGUGCCCAACGGGUGACAGAGUACCAAACCGCCGAGCAAUUGGUGCAACUGAGAGUAGUGUGCAUAAGGUUGCUUUCCCUCGCUUUGAAGAAUAAUGACUUCGCGUCCGCUCAACAAGGUGCUACGCGGAUCAGGGUUCUUGCCGUGUUUUUCAAAACCAUGCUGAAGACGUCGCCGGAAAUCAUCGAAGCUACGUACCAAGGCUUAAAAAGUGUUCUUGCUGAAAACUCGAAACUGCCAAAAGAACUUUUGCAGAAUGGACUGAAACCCAUGCUGAUGAACCUUUCGGACCAUCAGAAGCUGACGGUCUCUGGACUCGAGGCUUUAGCAAAACUUUUAGAAUUACUGAUAGCAUACUUCAAGGUUGAGAUUGGGAAAAAGUUGCUGGACCAUCUGGACGCCUGGUGUAGAGUGGAAGUGCUAGAUAUGCUUUUUGGAAAAGAUCUAAAAGAGCAAACUCCAACAAAAAUCAUUUACGGGAUCAUCAAUAUCUUUCACCUCCUACCGCCUCAAGCCGACAUCUUCCUUAAUGAUCUCCUUUUGAAAGUUAUGAUGGUCGAAAAGAAGUUAAGACUUCAGCUCGACUCUCCUUUUCGUGUGCCGAUGGCUAAAUACCUGAACAGGUUUCAUGUGUCAGUUAUAACUUACUUCAAGAAUAACCUAGGCUCAAGAGAUUUGGUAUUACUCAUGUGCUCGAUAAUCAGAAGACCUGAAGCCAUCGAUCUCAAAAAUGAUUUCAAAAGCGAGUUUGACAAUUUUUACGAAUAUUACAUGACCGGAAUUGCAUCAAACAAGGUGAGGGUCGUAAGCUUUUUUGCCAAUGUGGUAGAAAUUUUUGACGCUUUGCUUGAAGUAGAAGGCGAAGCUUGGCUCGCAGAAAGUGGAUCAACAUUGGCGAAAAUUAGAUCCAUGUUCAAGCUUGCCAUCGAUACAAUUGAAGAAGGUAAUUUUUACUAUGACUCUUUACAAUUUUCACAGGCCGCUGACAAAGUCCAAGGAUCUUAUGCUCAGUAUCUGAAAUUGAAUGUGCAAAACCCAUCCUUACUUUUCGAAUAUCUGGAUUUCGCAUUCACUGCGAAGAUCGAUCUUUCUCAAUCUAUUUUGGAGUUCAUUGAAAAGUGCGUUAUUACUACACCAGAUACCGAGAUCAGAAAAGUGUAUCUUCAGCAAGCCGUGAUGUUUGUAACCAGUGAUAGACCCCUAGCGGCGAGUGUUUUCGUGCUUAAAAAUGUGAUCAACAGUACACUCGUAUACGAGGGCGCAUCAAGGAAAUCAUUAUCGAAUCUAACCGGCGAACAAGGAGAUCCAUUCCCAGAAUGGUUGACUCUUAUGUACUCGAAAAUCUGGAAGGGUUCAAAUGAGGCUCUAGAAAACUACGCUGCUGGAGAUUAUGAUACAUUUAGGUUUGAGCUUUUACAACUGUCGUCAAUCUUGACAGAGUACGCUCCAGAUCUAAACUCUGAUAUCAGAAAAGAUAUUAUCAGAUUCUGCUGGAACUUCAUAAAGCUGGAGGACCCUUUGCUCAAACAAGCGGCUUACAUGGUCACUGCUUACUUCAUUGCGAAAUAUGACUUUCCUGUUAAAAUUGUUACACAAGUGUUUGUCGCACUUUUAAGGACUACCCAGCUGGAGUCUCGAUUCAUGGUCAAGCAUUCUUUGGAUCUUUUGGCACCAGUCAUGCAUGAUCGAAUGUCGGAGGCCGACGCUCCUAAUUCUUGGGUCAACUGGGUUAGGCGUGUACUUUCUGAAAACAAUGCUAGUCAAAACAGCGCGCUAUAUCAGCUUUUGAUCAGCCACCCCAACGAAUUCUUCGAAUCUCGCGAUCUCUUCAUUCCCAGCAUCAUUAAUUACAUUGGUAAACUGACAAUGCUAGCAAAUCCAAAUUUAGAGAACCAGGCGUUGGCCGUUGACUUGGCAGAGCUUGUUUUGCUUUGGGAGCAGAAGGGUAAUGGAUGUCAAAGUGCUGCCCUAGCUUCGCCCACAAACGAUGGAGAUGAGGGAAGUAGGGAAGCGCAGAACAUAACUUCUGGUCAAAAGGAGGCUUUCGUUUCAUGCAUCAUUAGAUUUGUGUGUGCCAGUACACACCGAGCCUCAGAGACUGAAUUGGGUUACAGAUCUCUCAAGGUUCUUUCCGAAAUUUUGAGUGAGAGCACAUGGCCAAACGUAAACAUCAAAUUGAACUACUUUGAAAAAUUCCUUGUUCAGCAAGAUCUGACGUCAUCAAACGUUUCAUUUUACUGUAUGAAUGCGCUAGAUGUCCUAGCCAUCAUCUUGCGUAAUAAGAAUUCAACGUGGAUUUUGAGCAAUCUAACUUAUCUUCAAAGUCUACUCGAAAAAUGUAUGAGAACGGAUCAUCAUGAUAUACAGGAAGUUCUUCAAAAAGUAAUCACCACGAUUCUUUCCGCAAUCAAAUCUGAAGAAGAUAUACAGGUGGAGAGCGACAUUGAAUCCCCGGGCAGAGCAAUGGUGACCACGUUGGUCUCCAUAAUCACCGAGGAUUUACAAGGAACAUCGUCUGUCGCGGCAGGUGUUAUGUUAGCUUGGACCUUAUUCAUCUCUUUCCCGCAGCAGAUAGAUUCUCUUCUUCCUUCCAUCAUGAAGACAUUCAGCAAGCUAUGCAAAGACCAUCUCGCAACCUCACAGCCCAAAGACCCUGCUACUCUUGAGGAGUCGAGGAUCACCACCAGGUUACUGGAAAAGGUGCUAUAUUUGCUUUCCAUGAAAGUUGCCUCGUUAGGUGAUGCUAGAAGACCGUUCUUAUCGACCGUUGCACUGCUCAUUGAUCGCUCUAUGAAUCAGCAAUUCUUGAAGAAUGUAAUCACAAUCGCUCGUACGUGGGUUUUCACAAAUGAGAUCUUUCCAACAGUUAAAGAGAAAGCUGCAAUUCUGACAAAAAUGUUGGCAUUUGAGGUUAGAGGGGAGCCCAAGUUAUCCAGGCAGUUUUACGAAAUAAUUCUCGAACUUUUCGAAAACAAGAACUUCAAUAACAGCGAAAUCACUGUAAGAAUGGAGCAACCGUUUCUGGUGGGAACCCGCGUCGAUGAUAUCUACAUCAGAAAGAGACUUAUGACAAUACUUGACGAGAGCCUUGAAAAGGAUAUCAGGGAAAGACUCUAUUAUGUCAUCAGAGAUCAAAACUGGGAAUUCAUUGCUGACUAUCCUUGGCUAAAUCAAGCCUUACAGCUUCUUUAUGGUGCUUUUGAUAAGAAUUACUCUCUUUAUUUGAGUGACUCAUAUCAACUGGACAGUUUGAAGGCACUAGCCACAGACCUGUCGGUAGAAGAGAUCACUGACGACUUUGAAAAAGACUCCUUGACUACUCUUGUCGAGGACCACAAGCACUUUGCUGAGAAGUUUGAGCACGUUACGACCAACGACCUUUUAGAACCCUUGGUCGACAUUUUCUACCAAAGCCCGCAAGCGAUUCAUGCGACUUGGAUAAAUGUAUUCGGCGCAGCAUACAAAUCAAUUCCAAAGAAUGAGAAAUUUGGGUUUGUGCGCUCUUUGGUGACCUUGCUGUCAAAAGACUAUCAUGCUCGCCAGUUGAAUGUGAGAUCGAACGUGGUAAGCACUUUGUUGGACUCGAUAGGUGAAAUUGACUCACUAGAACUUCCUCCUCACCUCAUCAAAUAUGUGGCUGGAUCAUAUAAUUCGUGGUAUCAAUCGAUCAGAAUUCUCGAGUCCAUGGAAGAAAAAGCGAGUCUUGAGAAUGCUAAGAUCAUUGAGACCAACGAGGACGCUUUGCUCGAGCUUUACAUCAACCUGCAAGAGGAAGACAUGUUUUACGGUCUGUGGAGACGAAGAGCGAAAUAUACAGAAACCAGCAUCGGACUCUCCUUUGAACAGAUUGGACUUUGGGAUAAAGCUCAACAGUUAUACGAAGCAGCCCAGAUCAAGGCCAGGAGUGGGGCCUUACCAUAUUCUGAUUCCGAAUAUGCUACGUGGGAAGAUAACUGGAUUAUGUGCGCUGAAAAACUUCAGCACUGGGACGUUCUCACCGAGUUAGCCAAACAUGAAGGUUUCACAGAUCUACUUCUGGAAUGCGGCUGGAGGGUUGCAGACUGGAGUGCAGAUAGAGAGGCUCUCGAACAAUCGGUGAAAAGCGUCAUGGAUGUCCCUACUCCUAGAAGGCAGAUAUUUGAGACAUUUCUGGCAUUACAGAACUUCGCCGAGACCAAAAAAGGAGAGCAAGAUGUCAGGAGACUGUGUGACGAAGGUAUCCAAUUAUCCCUUCACAACUGGGCCUCUAUGCCAGAACGGUUUACGCCCGCUCACAAAUUUCUUUUACAUGGUUUUCAGCAGUACAUGGAGUUUUUGGAAGCUACUCAAGUUUAUUCUAAUCUGGCAUCAACGACCGUUCAAAAUUUAGACUCAAAAGCACAAGAGGUGAAACGAGUUCUCCAAACGUGGCGGGAUCGGUUACCCAACAUAUGGGAUGAUAUCAAUAUGUGGAAUGAUUUGAUUACAUGGCGUCAACACGCUUUUCAAGUUAUCAAUAAUGCAUACUUACCAUUGGUUCCAGCCUUGCAACAAGCGAGUGGAAACAGUAAUGUCAAUACGCAUGCCUACCGCGGCUACCACGAAAUCGCUUGGGUCAUCAACAGAUUUGCUCAUGUUGCUCGUAAGCAUAAUAUGCCUGACGUCUGCAUAAGUCAGUUAGCGCGCAUCUAUACAUUGCCAAACAUUGAAAUUCAGGAAGCAUUCUUGAAGCUUCGAGAACAAGCCAAGUGUCAUUAUCAGAACAUGAAUGAACUAACUACUGGGCUGGAUGUGAUCAGCAACACGAAUCUAGUAUACUUCGGAACCGUUCAGAAGGCUGAAUUUUUCACUUUGAAGGGUAUGUUCCUGUCGAAACUGAGAGCACACGAUGAGGCUAAUCAAGCGUUUGCCACUGCUGUUCAAAUAGAUUUGAAUCUAGCCAAAGCUUGGGCCCAAUGGGGGUUCUUCAAUGAUCGGAGACUUUCUGAAGAACCCCAAAACAUCAGCUUUGCGAAUAACGCCAUUAGCUGUUAUCUUCAAGCUGCCGGUCUUUACAACAACUCCAAGACGAGAAAGCUGCUCUGCAGAAUAUUGUGGUUAAUAGGAAUUGACGAUAGCACCGGAACACUCGCAGGCGCUUUCGAGUCAUUCAGGGGCGAGAUUCCAGUUUGGUACUGGAUCACAUUCAUACCACAGCUGCUAACGUCGCUCUCUCACAAGGAAGCCAACAUGGUGCGACAAAUAUUGAUAAGAAUUGCUAAAAGCUAUCCUCAAGCAUUGCACUUCCAGCUCAGAACCACUAAGGAAGAUUUUUCUGUCAUCCAGCGGCAGACAAUGGUCGCUAUGGGCAACACGCGUCCACCGAACAGUAAAAACACCAACUCUGCGAAUGGGUCGCGGCAACCUUGGGAGUAUUUGGACGAGCUCAAUGGUAUUUUGAAAACGGCAUACCCUCUCCUGGCUUUGUCUUUGGAAUCUCUGGUUGAUCAAAUCAAUCAAAAGUUCAAGACAACGUCAGACGAAGAUCUGUUCAGAUUGAUCAAUGUAUUGUUGAUCGACGCGACGUACAAUUACAACCGUCUCCCGUUGCCAAGAGUGGAUCUGUUGUUACCAGCAAGUACGGAAACAAAUUUGGUUAGGUUCUCUGAAAACCUCCUUCCACCUCAUAUACGAGUCAAGUUCAACGCAGACUUCAUUGACAGCAAGCCAAAUUUCGAAGAGUACAUCAAGAGAUUGCGCUACUGGCGGAACCGCUUGGAAACUAAACUUGACAGAGCUCCGAAGAUAGAAAACAUGGAAAAAUGGUGUCCACAUUUGAGCAAUUUCCAUCACCAGAAGUUUGAAGAUAUCGAGAUUCCUGGUCAGUAUCUUCUGAACAAGGACAGCAAUACUCAUUUUGUGAAAAUUGCUCGAUUUUUACCUCAUGUUGAAUUUGUUCGCGGUACCCAUUCUUCAUAUAGAAGACUGACGAUUCGAGGCCACGAUGGUAGUUUACACUCCUUCGCUGUUCAGUAUCCGGCUGUAAGGCAUUCACGCCGCGAGGAAAGAAUGUUCCAAUUGUUCCGUCUUUUCAAUGAAACUCUAUCCAAAAACGUGCAAACGCGUCGGAGAAACAUUCAAUUCACACUUCCAAUUGCAGUACCACUGUCACCACAAGUCCGCAUAAUGAACGAUAGCGAUACUAUAACAACGAUGCAUAGCAUUUACGAUGACUAUUGUGAUAACAAUGACAUGGAUAGAAACGCGAUACAGGAUUUCGUCUGUCAACAAUUGGAUGCAGCAUACGAUAAAGUCCUACCGCCCCCCGAUAUAACGGCCGUCAAAGUUGAAAUUUUCAGUUCCGUGCAAUCCAUUUACCUCCCUUCAACAGUCAUGAAAGAUUACUUUAUGAAACUUUUCACUCAAUUUGAAGACUUCUGGCUUUUCCGCAAACAAUUCUCAUCACAGUACGCGUUGUUUGUUUUUAUGACUUACAUGCUUGCUAUCAAUAACCGCUCACCCCAUAAAAUUUCGAUCGACCAAGCUUCGGGGGAUGUCUUCACUACAGAGAUGCUUCCAGCGAGAUAUCCGUAUGAGAGGGUUAAGCAGACAGUGAAAAACUUUGAGGCCAAAAUACCAGCGGACUCGCCAGUAUUUCAUAACAAUGAGGCUGUUCCGUUCCGAUUGACACCUAACGUGCAAAAACUAAUAGGUGACUCUGGUCUCGAGGGUAUAUUAUCAGUCAACGUUUUUGUUGUGGCGCGUGCGUUACUGGAACCCGAAAAUGAACUGAACACUUACUUAUCACUUUUCAUUCGUGACGAGGUCAUUUCAUGGUACAGCAAUCUGCAUCGCUCUAUUGUUGAAGAUCCUCAAUUGCGGGAAAUUGUACGCACCAAUGUUGACCUCAUCACACGGAAGACUGCCCAACUGGGACACUUAAGCUCGAAGCCUUCGGUCGCCACUCAGUAUGUUUUGGAUGCCAUCAGUGCUGCUGUCAGUCCUAGAAACUUGGCGAAAAUGGACCAAAGUUUUAUGCCAUACUUUUAG